AUGGGGGUCGAGGAUUGGGAAAACAAAUACAAACGGUUGAGCAAGCCUCAGCUGAGAGACUUCUUAGAUGAUGAGGAAGACAGUGUUAUCUUUCGAAUGGGAAGACCCUACCCCGAGCCAUCGGCCACACCUAUCCGUCAAAAUACGAAACGUAGUGGUUUUCUGCCUGCCCCCUACCCCGAGGGCUAUGACACUAUCGAUCGACGGCGAAAGAAAAAGAUUACGGACCCAGGAGUGUUCCUCAGCACAGAGGCAGACAAGUACAGAGAAGAGACUUUUCCCUCUGACCUUGCAGUCCUCCGUGAAAAGAGAGGAGAGCUGUUUAUGCGGCAGGUAGCAGAGAUGCAGGAAGAGGAGGAACGCAUGACAUCGUGCCUCAGGCCAUACAAGAACGGGCUUCUCUACAAGACGAGGAUGUGGGCUAAAACCGAGCUGGACAACACUUUGGAGAAUUAUGUGGCAUACAAAAAAGAGCAAGAUGCUAGAAUGAGGGCACGCUUUGAUUUUGAAUUUGAGAGUUCCCAGGAUCUGCACUAUCCCACAGAAGCAGAGGAGGACAUCGAUGGCAUUGCCUUUAUGGGCGAGGACUUUCACUCAGAGAACACAACGCAUUACAAAGACAGAUAUUCGUUCUCUUAUGAGGGCCACGUAGACAAUUCUCAGGGCCUUCGGGAGAAAAAGAGUGCAAAGUCUAAAACUGGAGGUUGGGUUUCAGAAGCGAUGCUCUCUCCAGUAGAAGAACCAAGUGAUGAAUAUGUAGAUCCUAUGGAUGAGCUCCAGGUAGCAUUAGAACAGACUCUUUUGGAGAGGACCAAAAUACAACAUCAAAGGAUCCUAGAGGAGAGUCCCAAUCACACACUCCUUCUGAUCAGGGGACCCCCUCCUGUGGCAGUUUAUCCAGUGUUUAGAACCACAGAGGAGCCCCAGUUAGACAAACCAGUGGUGGACCCAUCAUUGACUGCCCCGACCCCUGGAGGGUCGAUACUAGGUGGGAUGUUUGGAGGAGGAGCCACACCCAAGCCUGCAGGUCCCCAAAGUGGUGGAUCAUUAUUGGGUGGGGUGUUUGGAGGAGCUGGAGGAACACCACAGCCUGGGGGUUCUUUACUUGGAGGAAUGUUUGGAGGAGCCCCUGCAGGAUCACAGACUGGAUCAUCAAUACUUGGAGGCAUAGGCGGGUCUUUAUUUGGGGGUAUGGGACAACCACCUAGGCCAUCUGAUUCAGUGCCAGCUCAGCCCAAAUCAGCAUCAGGUACUCCUUCACAGUCACAGAUUAGGAAUGAGAAAGUGUCACCAAAAGUACCUCCAUCACGCUGUGGAACCAACAAAACCGGGGACUCAAAGCUACCAGAGAACCAACAAAAGUUCUAA
This is a messenger RNA of Stegastes partitus (bicolor damselfish), 1368 nucleotides long. Lineage: Eukaryota; Metazoa; Chordata; Actinopteri; Pomacentridae. The record is from RefSeq and is a predicted model, not a curated record.